AUGCGUUUGCCUCAGUACCUCUGUCGCUGGCUUGUCAGCCUCGCCCUUCUUCUUCCGUGGUUAUCUUUCGUCGCUGCCAAUCCACCGGCACAUGCUCUCGAAAAGGUCACGCUGUUUUUCGCAUACCGCAAUGCUGUCAUUGCCUUUGGCGAAAAGCAAAAAUACUUGUUUCCAAGGCUUGCAGCCAAAGUUCAGUCUUCCUCCGGAGCCGAUUUCAAAGAAUUUCUCAACCACGUCACGGAUAAGACCUACACGGAGUCGGACCUCAAAAGCGCCGGUGUGGACCUAAGUGACCCCGACCCGGAGAAGGCGACCAAGAUGCUUCUAGCAACAGGAGGAACCAAACAAGUCAACGCCGAACUCAUCCAAGGCAAGCCAACUUUGAAAUAUUGGGACCAAAUCGCGAGUGUUGAAAAAGUCAUGGAAUUGUCGUACAAAAAGAUGCAAGAAAACAGCAAGCCUACCGAUGCACUCGAUAAGAACAAGAGCAGAAUUCUUACGUUGUUACGCGAAGUGGAUGUUGUCCGCAAGUCCGACACACUGUCAAGCCAACCUGGCGCGAAGGUUCCAAAGGGCUUGAUCGAUGAAAUAGGCACUAGGUUCCCUGGAGCCAAACUGGCACUGAACUCAUCCCCUUACAAAUGGGAUAGUAGCCGCACGAUAUGGUCCGUGGACUGGCAAAAAACGCUUGCUGAUUCAGGAACUGCUUUCAAAGAUACUGCGGCAGUGCAGAAGGCAGUGAGGAGUUACGGAAGGGUUCCAAUGGCAGUCAAGUACGACCCAGCUUUCACUCAUUACAAGGUACACAUGGCAUGGCGUCAUCACUACCUCAAGCUCAAGUUCGACUUCAAGUGUGUGGCUUGA
Messenger RNA from Alternaria atra, 864 nucleotides. RefSeq lists its product as uncharacterized. NCBI's taxonomy places the organism in Eukaryota, Fungi, Ascomycota, Dothideomycetes, Pleosporales, Pleosporaceae. The transcript has 2 exons. The record is from RefSeq and is a predicted model, not a curated record. Bases 1 to 864 code for a protein of 287 amino acids.